Molecule: messenger RNA, 403 nt
Organism: Candidula unifasciata
Lineage: Eukaryota; Metazoa; Mollusca; Gastropoda; Stylommatophora; Geomitridae
Source: the annotation of a GenBank genome assembly
AUGAAUACCCAUGUAGACAUUCUAAGCGACUCGAAGAGCGAUGAUAAAAAGAAAACAUCUGACGAGGGGGAAGAAAAGCAGCUUGACAUAUUAUAUUCCGUGGACGAGAUUCCACCCUGGUACCUUUGCUUAUUUCUGGGAUUUCAGCAAUUCCUGACUGCAUUUGGUGCAACAUUUGCUUACCCGGUCAUCAUUAAAAGCGCCAUUUGUAUUGAUGGGGAUGACGUGGGUCUUGGCGAGCUCAUCAGCACAGUCAUUUUUGUGUCUGGAUUAUCUACCCUACUUCAAUGCACUCUCGGAGUCAGACUACCCAUCAUCCAGAGCGUCAGUUACUCUUUCAUCACGCCGACCUUCGUUCUGAUGAGCCUCAAGCAAGACAAAUGUCCUUUUCUUGGAAAUAACG